AUGUUUGCUUACGCGGCGAUGACACCAUCGGUUGAAUUCGUGAACGGAAUGUCGAUUCCGAUCAUUGGUUUAGGAACUUAUGAUAUGACUGACGAUCAGUCGGUUAUGAGUCGUGUGCUGACCGAUGCCAUAGAUGUCGGUUAUAGACAUAUAGACACCGCUUAUAUCUAUCAAAACGAAGAGAUUAUCGGCAGAUCUUUGACACAAAUGUUUGCAAACAAUACGACCAAAAGGAAAGACCUGUUCAUCACGAGUAAAGUGUGGAGUACUUUCCACAAGCGGUCAGCAGUGGUCGAGGCGUUAAAGCUAUCACUCAAUAAUCUGGGUCUCGACUAUUUAGAUCUGGCAUUAAUUCAUUGGCCGAUUGCACUCAAGUCGGGCACCGGAUAUCUCUGGCCAUUAGAUGAAAACAAUAUGACUUUAGACGAAAACAUAAGUGUUGUCGAGACGUGGAAAGGCAUGGAAGACGCCUAUCGACUCGGUUUGGCUAAAAGUAUUGGCGUUUCUAACUUUAAUUCAGAGCAAUUGUCUCGUGUAUUAAAGCAUUCAUUUAUUAAACCGGUUGUCAAUCAGUUUGAAACACAUCCCUAUCUAUCGCAAGAAAAAUUAGUUCAAUUCUGUCAUAACAAUAGCAUUCAAGUUAUCGCUUACUGUCCCAUAGGAAAGGCAGACAAGGGUUUACUUAAUGAACCGAUUCUGACAACUAUUGCGGCCAAGAAUAACAAGACUGUCCCACAAGUGAUGCUCCGUUGGCUCAUUCAGAGAGACAUUAUUGUUAUACCGAAAACAUCGAAAAGACAGCGACUGAUGGAAAAUAUUAAUAUUUUUGAUUUCCAAUUGACUGACGAAGAGAUGACCGAAAUAUUUAAACUUAAUAAAAACCAAAGAUUUAUUAAUCCAACGGAAGCCGUGAAUAAUAGAGAAUAUCCUUUUCAUAUUCCUUAUUAA
Messenger RNA from Medioppia subpectinata, 948 nucleotides. The record is from the annotation of a GenBank genome assembly. NCBI's taxonomy places the organism in Eukaryota, Metazoa, Arthropoda, Arachnida, Sarcoptiformes, Oppiidae.